GUCGGGAGCGCGCUCGCCUCGCCGCCAUGUUGUGCUGAAAGGCGGCGGCGGCGGCGGUUGUAGCCAGGAGCCCGGCGACCCCGGCCCAAGGCAGGAGGCCGCGCCCCGGGACGGGGUGUGGGGGCUCCGCGCCAUGCCCAGCCCCGCGUCCUGUGCCUCUGAUGGGAUCUGAACAGAUGUUGCCCUUCUCUGGUGUGCAAAUGUGGAAGAGAAAGCGGUGAAGCUGAGAAUCCGUAGAUUGUGCUGUGUGAGUGGCAGCUCGGCCUCUGCAUGGAAUUCAUUGCAUCUUUGCCAUGUUAUAGAAAGCUUGUUGCCUGGUGCUCAACUGUUCCUCCAACACAGCUUUUUAUGACCUUUAAACUCAUUGCCAAUGUGAAGUAUUGGAAGAGUAACGUCUGAAAGUGUCUGGGACAAAGAGGGCUGUUUUAUUACCUCUUCUUUGGGAAGCUGAUCGUACUGUUUGAUUUUAAUAAGUGAAGACGAGCCACAAAGUGUUGUGAGUAAAGACGAGGAUUUCUCCUCCUAUCCAGGGCCUGUCAUGGAUGAAGAGACUCAGCACAGCCUUGAAUGCAUCCAGGCUAAUCAGAUUUUUCCCAGGAAGCAGCUGAUCCGAGAGGAUGAGAACCUUCAGGUCCCAUUCAUUGAACUUCAUGGUGAGAGUACAGAGUAUGUAGGACGAGCAGAGGAUGCCAUCAUUGCACUUUCUAAUUACAGACUUCACAUCAAAUUCAAGGAGUCUCUUGUGAACGUUCCAUUGCAGCUUAUAGAAAGUGUCGAGUGCCGCGAUAUAUUUCAACUUCAUUUGACUUGCAAAGACUGCAAGGUUAUAAGGUGUCAGUUUUCUACUUUUGAGCAGUGUCAAGAUUGGCUUAAGCGUCUGAACAAUGCUAUCCGCCCUCCUUCCAAGAUAGAAGACCUCUUCUCAUUCGCCUACCACGCCUGGUGUAUGGAGGUGUAUGCUAGUGAAAAGGAGCAGCAUGGGGAUUUGUGUCGGCCAGGAGAACAUGUAACUUCAAGGUUUAAAAAUGAAGUGGAGAGGAUGGGUUUUGAUAUGAACAAUGCCUGGAGAAUUUCCAACAUCAAUGAAAAGUACAAGCUCUGUGGUAGCUACCCCCAGGAGAUCAUAGUUCCUGCCUGGAUCACGGAUAAGGAGCUGGAGAGCGUGGCAAGCUUUCGGUCUUGGAAGCGCAUCCCUGCUGUUGUGUACAGGCACCAGAGCAAUGGAGCAGUCAUUUCCCGCUGUGGACAACCUGAGGUCAGCUGGUGGGGCUGGAGGAAUGCGGAUGAUGAGCACCUCGUCCAGUCUGUAGCCAAAGCCUGUGCCUCAGAUUCGAGGUCCAACAGUAACAAACUAAUGAAUGGAAAUUGUUCAAGGGAUUUCUCCAAUGGAGGAGACCUCUCUGAUGUGGAAUUUGAUUCCUCAAUCUCUAACGCCUCGGGAGCAGAGAGUUUGGCAAUACAGCCUCAGAAGCUUUUGAUCUUAGAUGCACGAUCCUAUGCAGCAGCUGUGGCUAACAGAGCCAAGGGUGGAGGCUGUGAGUGCCCAGAGUAUUAUCCAAACUGUGAAGUAGUGUUCAUGGGAAUGGCAAACAUUCAUUCUAUCCGGAAGAGCUUUCAGUCCCUGCGUUUGCUCUGCACACAGAUGCCAGACCCAGGAAAUUGGUUGUCAGCUCUGGAGAGCACCAAAUGGCUGCAGCACUUGUCUGUGCUUCUGAAAUCCGCACUGCUCGUGGUUCAUGCUGUGGACCGAGACCAGCGACCUGUCUUGGUGCACUGCUCGGAUGGCUGGGACCGAACCCCCCAGAUCGUGGCUCUGGCCAAACUGCUGCUAGAUCCCUACUACAGGACCACAGAGGGUUUCCAGGUGCUAGUGGAGAUGGAGUGGCUGGAUUUUGGCCACAAGUUUGCCGAUCGCUGUGGCCAUGGUGAGAAUUCGGAUGACCUAAAUGAGCGCUGCCCAGUGUUCUUACAGUGGCUGGACUGCGUCCAUCAGCUCCAGAGGCAGUUCCCUUGCUCUUUCGAGUUUAACGAAGCAUUCCUUGUCAAAUUGGUGCAGCACACCUACUCUUGCCUCUUUGGUACAUUCCUGUGCAACAAUGCAAAAGAAAGAGGAGAAAAACACACUCAGGAACGGACCUGUUCUGUCUGGUCUUUGCUGCGGGCAGCAAACAAAGCCUUCAAGAACCUGCUCUACUCCUCCCAGUCAGAAUCUGUGCUGUACCCAGUGUGCCAUGUGCGUAAUUUAAUGCUCUGGAGUGCUGUUUACCUGCCCUGUUCUUCCCCCUCUACACCUGCUGACGACACCUGUGCCCCAUACCCUGUUCCAGGCUCUAGCCCUGAAGAUCAGCCCCUGGGCAGGUUACCAAAGACAAGAUCCUUUGACAAUCUGACGACAGCCUGUGACAGCAGCGUGCCUACAGCCAAUCGACGGAGCAGCGACCCCAGCCUCAACGAGAAGUGGCAGGAGCACAGGAGGUCUCUGGAGCUGAGCAGCCUCGGGAACCCCGGGGACGAUCCCUUUGAUGGGGAUGGCCUGAGCAAGCAGGGCAGGGCCCCGCUGGGGGCAGAGCUUUCUGUUGCGGCCGGCGUGGCGGAGGGACAGAUGGAAAACAUUUUGCAGGAGGCCACUAAAGAGGAUGUUAUUCUGGAGGAGCACUUAAGGGGUGGCCUGGAGACUGCGGGUAAAGGGGAUGAGAUUGCCUUGGAUAAGGAGAAGAGAAGCGAAAAUCUCCGUGGGUAUGUCAGCGAACUGCGUGAAAAGGCUGAGGAUAAAGGUAUUGUAAUGAACAACCCGCGUCCGCUUUCACAAGGUGCUCGUGAGCUUAAAGGACACCAGGAUGAGCACGCGGAGCUCAGUAACACUAUCCAGAAGUUACCUCAGGGGAAGGGGCUGCAGACUGUUCCUUUGGAGAGUUUUGUAAAUAGAGACGCUCAAAAGAACGCGGAGGAAGGUGUGGGCAAGCCCGAAGGAGAGGGAGAAAGCCUGCAGAGCGCACCGCAGGCCGGCCUUCUGUUAGCUCUCGGCAGCCUGCACGAGGCGAGAACAUCCAACAUUGAAAGUUCUACAGAAACCUUAACGGAGAACGAAGCAAAGCAGGAGCUAAUUCCCAAGGGUCCUUGCCACAGAGCCCAUCUGAUGGACAGCAGCGCCGACGAGCUUCCGCGAACUGUGGAAAACAGGCCCGAGGGGGAGAGCGUGGUAGAGCUUCAGAAACCGGGCACAAAAGUACAUAGGACUUCUGGUGGCGGCAGCGCACGCGUCCCAAUGCCUUCCCCUUGUGCCUUGCCUUUAGGUGAAUGUAAGGAUGAGGUUGUGUGUAACGGAGAGCUGGAGCCUGAGAACAAGGUGUCGGAGGAGCCGGCCGGGCUCGGCAUCGUGCAGAAAUACCACGCGACAAACGGACACUGCGUGAACGGGGAGGACGGGAGGAUCAAGGCCUCCCUGAGCCGGCAGGUCUCCGCCGCGAGCUGCGGCUCCGUGCAGCUUCACUUGAGGAACUUGCACCAAAAAUGGAUGGCUGCUCAUCUCGGGAAGCAGCAGGCGGCCGGCAGCCCAGACCAACCUGCCAGGAGCCACCUGGACGACGACGGGAUGCCCGUCUACACCGACGUCAUCCAGCAGCGCCUGCGCCAGAUCGAAACUGGGCAUCAGCAGGAGGUGGAGACCUUGAAGAAGCAAGUGCAGGAGCUGAGAAGCCGGUUGGAGAGCCAGUUCCUGAACAGCUCCCUGCGGCUCAAUGGCGAUUACGGAGACGAAGUGACUUCUAUACCCGACUCGGAAAGCAAUCUGGAUCAGAACUGCUUGUCUCGCUGCAGCACAGAGAUUUUCUCUGAAGCCAGCUGGGAGCAGGUGGACAAACAGGACACAGAGGUGACACGAUGGCUGCCGGACCACCUGGCCGCGCACUGCUAUGGCUGCGACAGCGCGUUCUGGCUGGCCAGCAGGAAGCACCACUGCAGGAAUUGCGGAAACGUGUUCUGCUCCAGCUGCUGUAACCAGAAGGUGCCGGUUCCCAGCCAGCAGCUCUUUGAGCCCAGCAGAGUCUGCAAAUCGUGCUACAGCAGCUUGCACCCGAGCAGCGCCAGCCUUGAUCUUGAACUGGACAAACCCAUCACUGCCACAUCCAACUGAACGCCCGCGCGGAGGCGGCGCGGAGCGGCCGCGGCUCUUCCCCAAGCUGGGGCGCGCGGCCUCGGUGGGCUGAGAGCGGGAGGACGGGGGGCGAGGGACGGAGCUGGGCCGUGCUGUGCCGCUGAGCGUGGGCGUCUCCUCCUGCAGCCCUUCCCUUUCCUUCCUGUCCCGUUCGUGUGUAUGUGUGUGCGUGUACGCGCCUGCGUGUGUGUAUAUAUAUAAUAAUAUAUAUAUGUUUGCUUGUUUGCUGGAAGAUUGUAGGAGUGGGAAGGGAGCUGGCACCGGAACCAGAUUUCCCUUUUGUAUUUCGCUGUCCCACUGCUGAACUGCGUUGCAGACAAUUCUGUGGAGGAAAGGAGACGAGGGGAAUCGGCCCAGGCAGCGUGCCGGGUGAAUCGCCGCAGCCUCAGCGCUAGUGCUUUCAAUCACUCCUGUUACUUCCAAACAAGGAACUGCUGUUUGGGAAUUUGUUGCUGCUAGAAGAAAUGGGAACCUCUUUCCCAAGAGAGCACUCUCCCUCUCUGUUCUUAGAGUGGGCUCAGCCACCCGCGCUGCGUGCAGGGGGAGCCAGUCCCAGGUUUCCACGCACGGCGUCGCUGAGAGGUGAGGAGGGGCCGGGCCGCGCUGCCGAGCCGAGGUUGGUUUGACAGAGGCGCCGCUGUCUCAAGUUGUGUCGGUGCAAUUCCUUAUUUAAAACCAAGCCGGAAGGCAGAAGCCCUCGGAUUUCUGUCCUCGUCCCUCUCGGUUGGUUUGCUCGGUGCAGAGCUCCUCCUGGAGCAGUGGCACUGCAGCUGUGCUGCGCUUCUGCGCCUGGUCCCCGAGGGCUGCGUGGUGCUGCCACGUUCCUGCUCCUUGCGGCCCGUGCUCUGCGUGCUGCGGGGAGAAGGAGCUGCCUGAGGGUUGGAGCGGGCUCACGGCGCAGCGUGGAUUCCCCUCCUUCCUUCUGCCCCAAUCCGAGUUGCUUUUCGAGUCACCUCAAUAAAGCGUGGAUCUCUUGAAUCUGUUUUUAACUGAGCGUCAGGUACUCGGCCCCUUCUCCCUUUUGGCAGGGCAGCGUUGCUCGGUGCACUUGGGCCAGGAGAUGCAUCUGCUCCCGUCCUGCCUUGCAGCGCGCUGCCUCGCCCGGCUUACAGCUCCUGUGCCGUUCUCAAGGACACAACAACCCUGCCGCGAUAUUGGGCAGCUCAAAAACGUUAACUCACAAUUCUUGGGGAGGGAUCGGUCCCCUUCCCCGCGGCGUCACAAUCUCGUGGUCUGCGGGGUCCGACAGAGAACGCCAUCCCGUGAGGUCCAGUGGGGAAGGAAGCGCCGAGGUGUUCUGCUGGACACGGACCCCCCCCCCGUGCCAGCGCUGCUGCGCCGCGAGCUGACGCUGCAGGGCCGGGAUGGAGCUGCAGGAGCCGCCCGGGGACGGGGCCUGGUGGCAGCACUCAGCAGGAGAGCAACGCCAAGAGAAAGCUGCCUUCUCCCGCUGAGUUCUUACCCGUUCGCUCCAACGCGGCCACGUGUGGGGCAGAGCCGCGGGGCUGGAGCCGGAUGCGAAGUGGGGGGGGGGUGGGUGCUGCCAGCACUGGGGCGUCGCGGUGCAGGCGGCGUCGUGCAGCGCCAGGUGCCAAGGGGUGCGAUACGGGUUCGUGGCUCCGCGAUGUACAGUGUGAAUAAACGCUUGCCGCUCUUAGUCUUU
Numida meleagris (helmeted guineafowl) is the source of this 5816-nucleotide messenger RNA. It is a transcript of the gene MTMR3, whose product is annotated as myotubularin related protein 3. The transcript has 22 exons. Gene Ontology annotation, biological process: regulation of autophagy; dephosphorylation. Lineage: Eukaryota; Metazoa; Chordata; Aves; Galliformes; Numididae. The coding region runs from base 539 to 4132 and encodes 1197 amino acids. Gene Ontology annotation, molecular function: metal ion binding; phosphatidylinositol-3,5-bisphosphate 3-phosphatase activity; phosphatidylinositol-3-phosphate phosphatase activity. The record is from RefSeq and is a predicted model, not a curated record.